Messenger RNA from Anisakis simplex (herring worm), 1362 nucleotides. NCBI's taxonomy places the organism in Eukaryota, Metazoa, Nematoda, Chromadorea, Rhabditida, Anisakidae. The record is from the annotation of a GenBank genome assembly.
AUGCCGGUUCCACAGAAGAUGGAAUUCUUUCAGGUGAAACCAGGUCUUUCAUCAUUCGCUCAGAACCCACGGAAAGCCGGCGAUAGCGUUAGCGAGUUGCUGGCUGCAGCACAGUCAGCUGUACCAAAAGCCUAUUGGCAUCAAACACCGAUCACCUUGCGAGCAACUGCCGGGCUUCGUUUGUUACCAGAUGAUCAAGCCUACCGAAUUUUGAGUCAUGUUGAAGAUGAGGUGCUGAAAAGUGGUUUUGUAUUGGAUGAGAAUGGCGUCGGCAUUAUGAGUGGCACUGACGAGGGUGUCUUCUCGUGGUACACACUCAAUCUCCUCACCGAUCGUAUUCAAGAUGUCAUCGCACAAAAUCAAAACGGUAAUCAUUCUCACCAAAAUCAAUUCGACAAGUUGAUUUUUACUCGAUACAGAGUGAAUCAGUCAAAUGAUAAGCGAACAAGUGCAACGUUCGAUUUAGGCGGUGGAUCAACUCAAGUUACUUUUGAAAGAGCUGAUGCAGCAGAUCGAGUGUUCGACAACACCAACAGGUCCAACUUCUCACAACAACUCAACGUAUUCGGUAAUCGCGUCCAGCUCUACACACGCAGCUACUUGGGUAAUGGUCUGGUGGCUGCUCGCAUUGGCAUUGUCAAAAAUGCAAACGAAUCUGGCCAACUGAAAUCCCCUCAGAGCAAAUGUCUCCCAGCUGGUUUCACGGCGAGCAUGUACGACUAUACGGGUGAAGCGUGGAAUGUGACUGGUGCUUCCUCAGAAUCCUCCUUUGAUGAAUGCCUGCAGUCGUCAAUCGCGUACGUCAACCAAUCCCAAAUCCAGCGACUGGACGAGAUAAACGACUGCGAUAUUUAUGCGUUCUCUUACUUCUAUGACCGUGCAUUGGAAGCAAAUAUCAUUUCGUAUCCAAAUGAUAUCCGCAAACGUCAUAAAACAACACUGAACGUUUUCAAGCAUGCUGCAAUGAAAGCGCCUUGUAGGCAUUCAAAUGCAACUAAUGCUCUUGCAGCAUGCUCCCGUUCACCAGCCGAGAUUGGUUUCGAAGAGUGGCAAGCGUGGCAGUGUCUUGACUUAUCAUAUAUUUAUGCGCUUCUCCGGCAUGGUUACGGAAUAAACGAACAUAAAGAGUUACAUUUGGUGAAGCGUUUACGAGGCAUGGAGAUGUCGUGGGCAUUAGGUGCUGCACAUGAUCUGCUGCAACGAUACACCGAAAGGGAAUUCACCUCAAGAAUACAACUCUCAAAUCGCAUGAAACCAAUUAUAACUGAAGAAUUGGAUCAACGAACAAUAACGGAUGUUUUGAUUGAAUUUAUUUCGAAACAUUCAUUCCAAAUCCUCACACAGUUCAGUCUCCUUUCAUAG